CUCCGCCGGUGCACACGGGGCCAUGGCGCAGGGACCGCGCAAGUUCCAGGCGCAGAAGUCGGCCAAGAGCAAGGCCGCGGCGUCGGCAGCAGCCUCGGAGCGGACCCGGGGCCCGAGGAAGGGCGGCCGAGUCAUCGCCCCCAAGAAGGCGCGCGUGGUGCAGCAGCGCAAGCUCAAGAAGGACCUGGAGGUUGGCAUCCGGAAAAAGAUCGAACAUGACGUCAUGAUGAAAGCCAGCAGCAGUCUGCCCAAGAAGCUGGCACUGCUGAAGGCCCCCAGAAAGAAGGGGGUAGCCUCUGCCAAGAAGACCUCCUAAAGGCCUCCCCCCACUGUGGAGCCCAGUGUCACACCCCGUGUCCAAGACCAGUCUGCAGGCAGUCCCCGGGCUACUGUGAGGAGGAGGAGGGACCCAGCUCCCAGGACUGGGGGCGCUUGACUUCAGUGGGGGCCCAGCCUACAAGCCAAUGGCCAGCAGGUCCAGGUGCCGAGGCCCACAACCCAGGGACACCUAGGCAAGUGCUUUUGCCACCUCUGUCCCCAGGCCCUAUCUCUGCUGCUUUCACCCCGAGCAAUAAACCAGGCUUUGUUGUCGA
This is a messenger RNA of Echinops telfairi (small Madagascar hedgehog), 593 nucleotides long. It is a transcript of the gene CUNH19orf53, whose product is annotated as chromosome unknown C19orf53 homolog. Bases 23 to 316 code for a protein of 97 amino acids. NCBI's taxonomy places the organism in Eukaryota, Metazoa, Chordata, Mammalia, Afrosoricida, Tenrecidae. The transcript is spliced from 3 exons. The record is from RefSeq and is a predicted model, not a curated record.